CGCAACCUCCGCCUCCUGGGUUCAGGCAAUUCUCCUGCCUCAGCUUCCUGAGUAGCUGGGAUUACAGGCAAGCGCCACCUUGCCCAGCUAAUUUUUGUAUUUUUAGUAGAGACGGGGUUUCACCAUGUUGACCAGGAUGGUCUCGAUCUCUUGACCUAGUGAUCCACCCGCCUCGGCCUCCCAAAGUGCUGGGAUUACAGGCGUAAUCACGAUCUUUUUAAAUGUAUUUAGCUCCGUCUUCCUCCACGAAAGCGGCAGCUUUGUUCCAACCGCCUAGCGCGGCGCACAGCAGGAGCCAGUAACUGUUGAAUGGCUCAGGGCUCCGAGCGCAGGGCCACCCUGGGACGAGGCGGAUGAUGUGCUGCACCUCGGUUUGUUUCCGAGAUGGACCCUCAGAAACCGCCCCUUGGGGCUCCAAAGGGGCAGAUGCCCCAGCCACCGGGGCAGAGCGGGCACGAGCGUAAGGCUGGAGCCACCGCGCGCGGCGCAGCGAGGAACUUCCGCUGAGAGCGAGGGCGGAAAUGCCGCCCUUCCUGGGUCCCCCGCCCCCUGCCCCGCCCCUCCCAGGUCCCUCUCCGAGCCAACUCAAAAAACCAGUGCGCAUGCGCCUGGCCCUGACCUGGAAGCGGCUGGAUCCCGGGCACACGUGUUUGGAUGAGUGUCGCGGAGAUGGGGAGCCGGGAACCCGCCGAGCCCCUGUCGUCCGGAGACGCGACACAGAACAGCGCCCGGCCUGCGGACCGCCACGGCCUGUUGAAACACAGCCGCGAGUUCUUGGACUUCUUCUGGGACAUUGUGAAGCCUGAGCAGGAGACGCGACUUGCGGCCACGGAGAAGCUGCUGGAGUAUCUGCGCGCUAGGCCGAAGGGGUCCGAGAUGAAAUACGCCCUGAAGCGGCUCAUCACGGGACUCGGGGUCGGGCGAGAAACAGCCCGGCCCUGCUACAGUUUGGCCCUGGCCCAGCUGUUACAGUCUUUUGAAGACCUCCCUUUGUGCAGCAUCCUGCAGCAGAUGCAAGAAAAAUAUGACCUGCAUCAGGUGAAGAAGUCAAUGGUGAGACCUGCUCUCUUUGCAAACCUGUUCGGAGUGCUCGCCCUCUUUCAGUCAGGCCGGCUGGUGAAGGACCAGGACCAGGAGGCACUGAGGAAGUCAGUGAAGCUGCUGCAGGCCCUGGCCCAGUACCAGAACCAUUUGCAGGAGCAGCCCUGGAAGGCCCUGGUGGACAUUCUCUCCGAGGUCUCGGAGGCCACAUUGGAGGAGAUGCUGCCAGAGGUCCUCAGCACUGACUUGGAUGCCAUGUUCAGCUGCCCUGAACAGCUGGGGCUCUUCCUCCUGGCCCAGCAGAAGGUGCCCUCUAGGCUCAAGAAGCUGGUGGGAUCCAUCAACCUAUUUUCGGAUGAGAAUGUUCCCAGGCUGGUGAACGUGCUAAAGAUGGCAGCGUCCUCCGUGAAGAAGGAACGCAAGCUGCCCACUGUCGCUCUGGAGCUGCUCCACCUGGCACUCAAGGAAAACGAGUUUCUGCGGUUCUGGAAGGGGGUGGUGGAACAGGGGCUGCUGAAGCUGCAGUUCUGGCCAGCCAGCUACCUGUGUUUCCGCCUGCUGGGCGCCGCCCUUCCCCUGCUGACCAAGGAACAGCUGCAGCUGGUGAUGCGGGGAGACGUGAUCCGCCAUUACGGGGAGCACACGUGCACAGCCAAGCUCCCAGACCAGUUCAAGUUCGCCACGGAGAUGGAGGAGUACGUGGGCACCUUCCUAGAGGGAUGCCGGGACGACCCUGAGCGGCAGCUGGCUGUGCUGGUGGCCUUCUCCUCCGCCACCAACCACGGCCUCCCAGUGGUGCCUACCUUCUGGCGGGUCGUGCGGUUCCUGAGCCCUCAGGCCUUGCAGGGCUAUGUGGCCUGGCUGCAGGGCAUGUUUCUCCAGCCGGACCUGGACUCCUUGAUUGACUUAAGCACCGACAACCCGAAGAAAGCUCAGGAUGCAUCACAGCACAUGCCUAAGCGAGCUGUGUUCCGGCUGCGGAAAUGGAUCAUCCUUCGACUGGUGAGCCUUGUGGACAACCUGUACCUGGAGAUGGAGGAGGCCUUGACGGAGGAGGUGGCCAGGUUUUGUUUGUUCCACUCGUUCUUCGUCACAAAGAAGCCCACAUCCCAGAUCCCGGAGACAAGGCAGCAGCUCUCCUUCCCUUUGGAAAGCCAGGCCCGAGAGGCCGUCAGCAGCGCCUUCUUCAGUCUGCUGCAGACCCUCAGCACGCAGUUUAAGCUGGCACCAGAGCAGACCCGGGGCGGGCAGCCCUGGACCUACCGCCUGGUACAGUUUGCAGACUUGCUGCUGAACCACAGCCACAGCGUGAGCCUUGUGACACCCCUCACUGCACAGCAGUGCCAGGCCUGGGACCGGAUGCUUCAGACUCUGAAGGAGCUGGAGGCCCCCUCCUCAGAGCCCAGGGCUGCUGCCUUCCAGCACCUUCUGCUGCUCGUGGGCAUCCACCUCUUCAAGUCCCCUACAGAGAGCUGUGACCUGCUGGGUGACAUCCAGACCUGCAUCAGAAAGAGCCUGGGAGAGAGGUGCCGCGGGAGCCGCACCAAGGUCAUCGAUCCCCAGGAGCUCCCAUGGGUAGAGGUGCUGGUGGAGAUCCUGCUGGCCCUGCUGGCCCAGCCCAGCCACCUCAUGCGUCAAGUGGCCCGGAGCGUGUUCGGCCACGUCUGCUCCCACCUGACCCCACGUGCCCUACAGCUGAUUCUAGAUGUACUGAGCCCGGAGACCAGUGAGGAUGUGGAUGACCAUGUGGUGGUGACGGACGAGUCUGACGAGCGGUGGCUGAAGGCUGCAGAGGUGCUGCCAGCGAGGGCCAGGCGGGGUGGCGGGAGUGGGAAGAUCGUAGAGGUGUGUGAUAAGCCUGCCCCCACCCCACAGGACAAGAGUGAAGACGGCGAGGAGAACAGAGGCUCAGAAAGCGAAGACCAGAGUGAUGGGGGGGAGAGCGAGGAGGAGGAGCGUGACAGGGACGUGGACCAGGGCUUCCGGGAGCAGCUGAUGAGUGUGCUACAGGCUGGGAAGGCGCUGAGUGGAGAGGAGAGCGAGGAUGAGGAGGAGCUGGGAGACGAGGCCAUGAUGGCCCUGGACCAGAGCCUUGCCAGCCUCUUUGCUGAGCAGAAGCUGCGGAUCCAGGCCCGGCGAGAUGAGAAGAGCAAGCUGCAGAAGGAGAAGGCGCUGCGGCGCGACUUUCAGAUUCGGGUGCUGGACCUGGUGGAGGUGCUGGUGACUAAGCAGCCUGAGAACGUCCUGGUCCUGGAGCUGUUGGAGCCACUGCUGGGCAUCAUCCGGCGCAGCCUGCGCAGCAGCAGCUCCAAGCAGGAGCAGGACCUGCUGCACAAGACGGCGCGCAUCUUCACGCACCACCUGUGCCGUGGCCGUCGCUACUGUCAUGACUUGGGUGACCGCGUCGAGGCCCUGCAUGGCCAGGUGGCACGGCUGGUGGAGCAGGCUGGCCGCCAGCCCGACUCCUCCACUGCCCUUUACCACUUCAACGCCUCCCUCUACCUGCUCCGAGUCUUGAAGGGUGGCACUGCAAAGGGUCACGUGCACGAGACACAGGAGGUGCUGGAGGCUGGCACCGACCCCAGCCCUUCAACCGAGGGCCUGCAGGCUGCCGGCUGUCUUGACUUGAACCUUACGAUACGCAUCUACUCGUCAGCACUGAGCUCCUUCCUGACCAAGCGCCACAGUCCCCUCACGGUCCCCAUGUUCCUCAGCCUCUUCUCCCGGCACCCGGUGCUCUGUAAGAGCCUGCUCCCCAUUCUGGUCCAGCGAGUCACAGGCCCAGGGCGGCCCCGCCAGCAGCAUCUCGUACCCAACGUGCUGAGGCUCCAGGCACCCACCUUCACCCAACCACAGGCACAAGCCUGCCUGCUGCUCCAGAAGACCCUGUCCAUGCGGGAGGUGAGGUUGUGCUUCCAGGACCCCGAGUGGAAGCAGCUGAUCGGCCAGGUCCUGACAAAGGUCACGGAGAACCUGCGCACACUGGGGGAGGUGCAGACCAAAGCAGAGCACCAGCAGGCUCUGUCCUCCCUGGAGCUGCUCAAUACUGUCUUCAGGACCUGCAAACAUGAGAAGCUGACCUUGGACCUGACAGUGCUCCUGGGCGUGCUGCAGGGGCAGCAGCAGGGCCUGCAGCAGGGGGUGCACUCCACCGGCUCCAGCCGCCUGCUCGACCUCUACUGGCAGGCCAUGAAAACCCUGGGAGUCCAGCGCCCCAAGUUGGAGAAGAAUCCCAAGGAGAUCCCCAGUGCCACCCAGGGCCCCAUCAGCAGGAAGCGGAAGAAAAAGGGAUUCUUGCCAGAGACAAAGAAGCGCAAGAAACACAGGUCGGAGGACGACAUGCCUGCAGCCACCGGCGGGAGCCAGCCCCCCGGCACAGGCAGGAAGAGGAAAAGGAUGAAGGCCAAGGUCCCGGCCCAGGCCAAUGGGACACCCACCACCAAGGGCCCAGCCCCUGGCACUCCCACCCUGAGCCCCAACACCCCUGCCAAGUUUCCAAAACUGCAGAAGAAGAAACAGAAGCUGUCCUGGGUGAAUGGAGCUCCCAGCUCCCCGACGAAGCCUGCAGGCCAAAAGCAGCACCACAAGGCUCUUCCCAAAAAGGGGGUCUUGGACAAAUCGCCACUGUCCACACUGGCACGGAAUAAGGCAAGGCCACCUUUGGUCAUCAGGAGUCUCAGCCUGCUCCAGAGUGGGACCAAGAAGAAAGCGCAGCUGAGGAAGGCGGGGAAGCCCUGAGUGCAGGCCACCCUCAGCCUCCGUCUGCCCAAGACUCCAGUUUUUCCACCAUGAUUUGAAUAUGCAAGCCACUUCUAAGGCUCUGUCCCCAGGGAGGGUGUCACUGCCUGCCCAGGCAUCCUGCUCUGGUAAGCACAGCCCAAGCCAUUCCUGCAGGGGUCCCAGGAUGCAGAGACCCCCCUGGUUCUAGGCUGGGACUGUGGCUUCAAGGCCCUGUGGGCCAGGUCCAGGUCUCUGGCGUUCACCUGGUUGGGUACAGGGUGACAUGCUGGGUACAGGUGUGACCAUCUCUUGCACACACCCCCCCCCCAGGCUUUUUUGCUGAGGGAGCCACAGGGGGUGAUUUAAAUUAGGUUUAUUUCUUCAUUUAUGAGAGGAAUAUAUUUGGCUUCUCUCUUAAGACUCUGAGAUUCACAAUCAGCAGCUCUAAAAAAUAAAGGAGCAGUUUGGCUUCCGGAAGGAAGAGGAGGCAA
Messenger RNA from Callithrix jacchus (white-tufted-ear marmoset), 5252 nucleotides. It is a transcript of the gene MYBBP1A, whose product is annotated as MYB binding protein 1a. NCBI's taxonomy places the organism in Eukaryota, Metazoa, Chordata, Mammalia, Primates, Cebidae. Gene Ontology annotation, molecular function: transcription corepressor activity; transcription factor binding; sequence-specific DNA binding. Gene Ontology annotation, biological process: regulation of DNA-templated transcription. The record is from RefSeq and is a predicted model, not a curated record. Gene Ontology annotation, cellular component: nucleolus.